Messenger RNA from Scheffersomyces coipomensis, 3305 nucleotides. RefSeq names its product glucose sensor (gene HGT4). The transcript has a single exon. Gene Ontology annotation, biological process: transmembrane transport; carbohydrate transport. NCBI's taxonomy places the organism in Eukaryota, Fungi, Ascomycota, Pichiomycetes, Serinales, Debaryomycetaceae. Gene Ontology annotation, cellular component: membrane. Gene Ontology annotation, molecular function: carbohydrate:proton symporter activity. The record is from RefSeq and is a predicted model, not a curated record. Bases 487 to 2871 code for a protein of 794 amino acids.
UUUGGUUAAAAGGAAAAUUGAAAGUAAAAACUAAAAUCUACCAACCCUCUUUAAACAGUAAUAUCACUACAUCUGUCCUUUCCAAAACACCAUCAACCUCAUCCCAAGUCUCGACUUAGUCAGUUAUCAACAACAUCAACCUAACAAACCGUACUAAGGUUCUAACUUCACACUUCAUAGUUAAUCAUCUUCAUCUCCUUUAACUCGGAAACUCACUCACUCAACCUAUAAAUCAACCAAUCCUGUUUAAUCAACUCACAUUUACUUCCCUCCCUCCUGUGCAUAUUUAUUCAUCUUCAGUUCACUUCAGUUCACUUCAUCCCUUCUAUUUACUUUCCCCUAUCUAGACAUUUUCUUUAAUCCUUAAAUCAUUCAUAAUCCAGAUCGAUCCAAUUUCCACGUUUUAUAUCACUCAAAAUACCCCUCCUCUGUCCGCCUUCCCUUUCAUUUCAUCAUUAACAUAGCAUAUAUCAAUACAUACUCAAAAUGUGGCAAAUACUAGAAGGUCUACUAUACGAUAACACCAUAGAAGAAGAACAUUAUAGGAAAAUCCGACAGAAAUCAUCCUCGAAAUCAGCUGUAAUCGUUGGUUUAGUAGCAGCUGUUGGUGGGUUCCUUUACGGAUAUGAUACAGGUUUAAUUAAUGAUUUAUUAGAAAUGCAAUAUGUCUAUGAAAACUUCCCCUCCAAUCAUCAAUCAUUCUCAUCUCAUGAAAGAGCAUUAAUAACUGCCAUUUUAUCAUUAGGUACUUUUGUAGGUGCUUUAAUCGCCCCUUUAAUUUCAGAUAAUUAUGGUAGAAAAUUCUCCAUUAUUAUAAGUUCAGGUAUCAUAUUUAAUGUAGGGAAUAUCUUACAAAUUGCUUCAAGUCAUGUAUUAUUAUUAUGUAUCGGUAGAGGUGUAUCAGGUAUAGCCGUCGGCAUAUUAUCUGCUAUUGUACCAUUAUAUCAAGCUGAAGCAUCACCCAAAUGGGUUAGAGGUUCCGUUGUGUUCACUUAUCAAUGGGCUAUCACUUGGGGUUUAUUAAUCGCAAGUGCUGUAUGUCAAGGAACAAGAAAAAUGUUAAAUUCAGGUUCUUAUCGUAUCCCAAUAGGAUUACAAUUCUUAUGGGCAUUAAUUUUAUAUUGUGGUAUGUUAUUCUUACCUGAAUCACCUCGUUAUUACGUCCAAAAGAAUGAUAUUCAAAAGGCGCUAGAUAGUCUAUCAAAAUUAAGAAGAUUACCUCCCGAUGAUGCCGAUUUAAUUGAAGAAUUGGUUGAAAUUAAAGCUAAUUAUGAUUAUGAAUUAUCUUAUGGAAAAACAACCCUUUUGGAUUGUUUUAGAAAUGGUGGUGGUAGACAUAAACAAAUCUUAAGAAUGUUUACCGGUAUUGGGGUUCAAGUAUUUCAACAAUGUUCAGGUAUAAAUUUUAUUUUCUAUUAUGGUGUAAAUUUCUUUUCAAGUACUGGUAUAAAAAAUUCUUAUAUCAUGUCAUUCAUAACAUAUCUUGUCAAUACCAUAUUUACAAUUCCAGGGAUUAUAUUAGUCGAUACCAUUGGUAGGCGGCAGUUAUUAUUCUGGGGUGGAUUAGGAAUGACAGCAUCAAACUUCAUCAUUGCCAUAACUGGUGUAACUAUAUCAUCAAGAGAAACAGCAUCCAUAUUAAGUAUAUCGUUCUCAUGUGUAUUCAUUGCAUUCUUUGCUAGUUCAUGGGGUGGUUGUACUUGGGCUCUUUGUUCUGAUAUUUAUGGUAUAAGUAUUAGACAAAAGGCUAUUUCCAUCACUACUGCCACUAAUUGGAUUGUUAAUUUCGUGUUUGCUUAUAUCACUCCAUAUUUGAUUGAUACUGGUAAACACACUGCCGCUAUUGGGAAUAAGAUUUUCUUUAUUUGGGGUGGAUGUAAUUUUCUCGGUACAAUGUUUGUUUAUUUCACCGUUUAUGAAACUAAAGGGUUAAAGUUAGAAGAAAUUGAUUUUAUGUAUGCUCAUUGUAGUAAUGCUCGUGAAUCAAUUGAAUUUAAAUCUACCAAGAUUGAUUAUGCCAAAUUAGAUGCUGAUUAUAAUUUAAUUCCAACAUCUCCAAAUAAUUCCACUAUUAAUUCCACUUCAAGUUCACCUCCUGAUGAAGAUUUAAGUAAUGAAAAAAGUAGUUAUAAUAACGUUCAUCAGCGUCAUCAUGGAAAUGGUAAUGAUGACGAAGAUCCACCCACUGGAACAGCCACGGGUAAUGCUAAUAAUUUGACUAUAAUUCCUUAUAAUAAUAUCAUUUCACCUUCAUUAUCAUCAGAUUCGGAAUUAUCAUCAUCCGAAUCAUUAUUAUCUCAAAAUCAUAAUCUUCAUGGUCGUCGUCGUAGAGAUAGUACUACUGCCAAUAGAAAUAAUAGUUCAUCUAAAAAAUCUUCAAUUUCGUCAUCGACUGGCACCAAUGAUUAUCAAACAUAUCUUGAAAGUCUUAAAAGUCAAUAUAAUUCAUAUACUCCUCCACCACCAUCAACUCAACCAGUUCAAGCUCAUUUAACUAAUCAAGCUUCUACAUCUGGCAUCAAACAUAAUUCAAUGUUAAGUCAUACUACCAAUACUAAUAAUUCCAUCUCCAAUAGUUCUAAAAUUUUCACUGAAAAAGAUUUAAGAAGUUUGAAUGAUGAAUAUAAUUUAAUUAUGAAACAUAAUUCGAAUCCAACCAGUAUUAGUAACAUUCCUACCAAUAUAACACAUAUAACAUCAGGGGCAAGUGGACCCACCGGUACCAGUUUGAAUAGAACUGGUAGUUUGGAUGGAUCAGGUACAGAAUCAACCACGAUUAUAGCGACGCCAUUUUUCAAUCAACCACCUGAUUCCGAUUCUGAUGAUGAUUCUGAAGGUAUUGUUGAAGAAGAUGAACUUGAAGAUGAUUGAGAUUAAGUUCAUCGUUUCUUCAUUGUCCCAAACAACUUCAUAUAAAACACUAAUUCAAUAUAUUUUUUUUUUCAAUUCUGCAAAUGUUUUUCAAAGUUUAAAAACCCUCAAAAUUAUUUUUCAAUUCACACUAUAACAAACAUAUUCUAAUAUAGAUAUGUAUGUUAUGUUUUAUUUAUUUUAACUUAUAAGGACAAUCAAAAAGACAUUAGAACGAGAGAAAAUGAAAUAACUCGUUGACCGUAUCAUCCAAAUCAGAAUCUCCAUCAAAUAAUAAUAAUAACAUUAAUAAUACUAUUACUGAUUCAUAAGAACAACAAAAGGAACAGGAGCAAGGAGUAGCUCUUGAUAAGAUGGUGUAGUAUAUAUUUCUAUUUAUAUUGUAUACAACUAUGUACGAAUUAAUACAAAAACCAAAAUAUAUAUUUCCUGGU